CGAGACACACUGUGUAGUGCCGCAGAUCUUGAAGAUUAUCGUGUACAAUUAAAAUAAGAAACGAGAGAGUGGUGAAGCCGAGUGACGCGUAGCGAAGUUCUGCCCGAUGUCGUCAGAAAAAAUGGCCAUCGCUGCUUCGGAGAAUUAUCAACUUAAAUGGCAUAGCUAUGGCGCGCAUCUGCACAGCUCUGUCGCGACAUUACUCCACUCAGAAUCCUUCGCAGAUGUAUUGUUAGCAACGUCCUGUGGCCGGCACGUGGCCGCUCAUCGAUUUGUCCUUGCUGCCUGCUCGUCGUAUCUCAGUCAUAUUUUUCAAACAUGCCAUUUUGGUGCGAAUACAAAUGCUCCAAUAAUUGUGGUAUUACCAACAGAAAUUGGAUAUCGCACAUUAAAAAUUUUGAUUCAAUACAUGUACAGCGGUGAAGCUACGGUAACAAAUGAUCAGUUAGAGGGUGUUUUAAAAGCGGGUGAUAUAUUGCGUGUACGCGGUUUAUGGAGAUCUAAUAGUGGAAGUAAAAAGGAGAAUAUACAAUCGAAUAACCAAAAAGUAGAUCGAGAAAAACGAGAGCAGCCACCUUUAACUGGACAAAUUCAAAAGAUUAAAUUGGUACAACCCAGUACAGAAAAAAUUGUCGAAAAUGCGCAACAGAGUACACCUGUGCAAAAUAACGUUCAACCUCAGAAACCUACCUCAGAGAGAAAGAGUAUUGAGAAAAUCGAGGAGAAAAUUAGUGAACCAGAAUCUAAAAAGGUAUUAGAGGAAAAUAAAAAUAACGAACAAAAUAAAAAUAAAGAAAAUGUAGAAACCAAUGGAAAGAAAAAAAAAACAACAAACAGCGAUGUGGAAUCUAAUAAAUCUAAAAGCGAAGAUGGUGAAAAUACCGAAUUGAAUCUGGAACUUUUAGUAAAAGAUGAACCAAUCUGGGAGGAAACUAUCGAUCCAUCGGAGUCAUUAACGAUAGACCAUGAGAUUGAUAUAAAACCGGAAAUCGUACAUAGUGCGGACGAAGAAGAAGAAUAUAGCCCAUUAACGUGUGAUAUGUGCAGUCAAACAUUUAAUCGGCCAUCAGAUUGGGUAAGACACAUUGAAUUUACACACGCUGAUAUGACUGAAAAUCGACGGAAAAAAAGGAAGGGUGAUGUGGAUGAUGAUAGCAAAGAUUUUCCACCUUUAAAAUGUGAUCUCUGUGGUAAUAUGUAUUCAACGCCUCAAGAAUGGGUACGUCAUAUACAGACGGAACAUACAGAAGAGCAAUUAGCUUUAAUGAAUAACUCGGCGCCUCCUAAGCCAAAAAGGGUUCACAGUCAUCAAAAAUUGUGCAACAUUUGUCAAAAAGAAUUUCCAAGCCAUGCAUCAAUGGUAAUUCAUCAAAGAACACAUACAGGGGAGAAGCCUUUUCUUUGUUCCUAUUGUAAAAAAGGCUUUAACGUAAAAAGUAAUUUGCUGAGGCAUUUAAGGACAUUGCAUGACAAAUAUGUACAUCCCAGUUUGUAUGGGAGUAAUGGCAAUACGAAUGCUUAAGCCCUUAUAUAAUUUUUUAAUUGUAUAUGUUCUUUUUGUUGUUGGUACU
Molecule: messenger RNA, 1571 nt
Organism: Eufriesea mexicana
Lineage: Eukaryota; Metazoa; Arthropoda; Insecta; Hymenoptera; Apidae
Product: zinc finger protein 271
Exons: 6
Coding region: 107-1522 (471 amino acids)
Biological process (GO): regulation of transcription by RNA polymerase II
Cellular component (GO): nucleus
Molecular function (GO): protein binding
Source: RefSeq, a predicted model, not a curated record